Molecule: messenger RNA, 714 nt
Organism: Antrostomus carolinensis (chuck-will's-widow)
Lineage: Eukaryota; Metazoa; Chordata; Aves; Caprimulgiformes; Caprimulgidae
Product: P2Y purinoceptor 1-like
Exons: 1
Biological process (GO): G protein-coupled receptor signaling pathway
Cellular component (GO): membrane
Molecular function (GO): neuropeptide receptor activity
Source: RefSeq, a predicted model, not a curated record
AGCAUCGGCUUCCUCACCUGCAUCAGCGUCCACCGCUACCUGGGCAUCGUGCACCCGCUGAAGGCACGGGGCAGGUGGCAAGGGGCAACCUCUUCAGCGUGGCUCAGCGCGACGGUCUGGGUGUGGGUCAUCGCGCAGGUAGCUCCCGAUUUCGCCUUUAGCAAGAUGGACGACAUGGGGAUGCGGUGCCACGACACGACGGGGAACGAGAACCUGGGUGUUUACUUGCCGUACACUGUGGCCAUCACCGUGACUGGGUUCAUCAUCCCGUUCCUCAUCAUCAUCGGAUGUUACUGCCACGUGGUGGUGGUGCUCUGCAGGAACGAUACUGUGGACCUCAGCCUCAGGAGAAGAAGCAUCAGACUGGUGAUUCUUGUGAUGGUCCUCUUCUCCAUCUGCUUCCUCCCCUACCACAUCUUCAGAAACCUCAACUUGUUGUCUCGAGGCUGGCAGCUGCAAGGCUCCUGCACACAGGCUUUAAAUAAUAUUUACAUUUCCUACCAGGUGACCCGGGGCCUGGCCAGCUUCAACAGUGCCCUCAACCCCCUGCUCUACGUGAUGACCAGCGAAGACUGCAUGUCACGCCUGAGGACCAUCUGCGAAAGCGCCAGCCAGUCCCUGGGCUCCACCUUUAGGAGAGAAGCUUCUUGCCACACAGAUGAAAAGAAGAUGAACAUCAUUCUUUGUGAGGAGGAGGCUUCUGAUGAGCUCUGA